Thecamonas trahens ATCC 50062 is the source of this 1265-nucleotide messenger RNA. RefSeq names its product endoplasmic reticulum-Golgi intermediate compartment protein 3. The transcript is spliced from 2 exons. Lineage: Eukaryota; Apusomonadida; Apusomonadidae. The coding region runs from base 754 to 1248 and encodes 164 amino acids. The record is from RefSeq and is a predicted model, not a curated record.
UCGCACCACACCACCCCAACCAGAGGAUAGGGAUUGAGGAGGGCCAUGUUCAACGCACUCAAGACCUUUGAUGCGUACCCCAAGACGCUUGAGGACUUUCGCGUCAAGACACUCUCUGGAGGUCUCGUCACCGUCAUUGCAGGCUCCUUCAUCUUCUUCCUCCUCGUCUCCGAGUUCGCCCUCUACCUCCAUGGCGAGACACGGGCAGAGCUAUAUGUUGACUCGUCCUUUGGGGAGAAGCUCCGUAUCAACCUCGACAUCACCUUCCAUGCCCUCCCUUGCUCAUAUCUCUCGCUGGAUGCUAUGGACAUUUCGGGUGAGCUGCAGCUGGAUCUAGAUCACACCAUUUCAAGAAACGGUUGGAUCUCGAGGGUAACGCCAUUUCGGGCUUUGAGAAGGACGAUCUGGCUCGGAACAAGCCCGGGCUGAGUCCCGAAGAGGCUGCUGAUGCUGCCGCCAAGGCCAAGGGAGCGUCCGAGCUGGAUCCGUCCCGCUGCGAGUCGUGCUACGGCGCGGAGUCGCGCCCGGGCCAGUGCUGUAACACCUGUGCCGAGGUCCGCGAGGCAUACCGCCUCAAGGGAUGGGCUUUCCAGCACCACGACGGCAUUGUGCAGUGCGUGCGUGAGGGCUGGGCCGACCAGCUCAAGGCCCAGGCAAAGGAGGGCUGCUCCGUCUCUGGGCAUCUGAUUGUCAACAAGGUGGCCGGCAACUUCCACAUUGCGCCUGGCAAGUCGUUCCAGCAGCAGCAUAUGCAUGUCCACGACCUGCAGCCGUUCCACAAGAACUUUUGGAACCUCUCGCACACCAUCGAGCAGCUCUCGUUCGGCAAGCCGUACCCGGGCAUCCGCAACCCGCUCGACGGUGCUGUCCAGUCCAACGAGAAGGCUGUCUCGGCCAUGUACCAGUAUUUUCUCAAGAUUGUCCCCACCACCUACACCCGCGCUGACGGCCUGGUCAUCUCCACCAACCAGUUCUCGGUCACCGAGCACCAGAAAGUCCUCGGCCUCGGCCGCAACAUCCACGGCCUCCCCGGCGUCUUCUUCAUGUACGACGUCUCGCCUAUGGUGGUCCGCCUCGCCGAGGACACCAAGUCGUUUGCCCACUUUCUGGUCGGCGUCUGUGCCAUCGUCGGUGGUGUCUUUACCGUUGCAGGCCUUGUCGACGCCUUUAUCUACAACGGCAUGCGUUCGCUCUCCAAGAAGCUUGAGCUCGGCAAGCACUCAUAGCUGCUGCCGCGCCACGUGUUAAAUGCAAACACGUCUUGU